GAACAUACCGAUCAGAAGAUUAAGAAGAAGAACGUGAGUCAGAAGCACGUAGAUCAUCAUGAUGACAGGGUAAAUGUACUUAGCUCCAGCGUAGGUACAGUCACCAAAUCGAGGGCAGUUCUCCUCAUAAGACUCGAUUUCCAAGACAUUAUCGGGCAAAUUAAAUUCCCCAAACAUUGCGAAGAAGAAGUUGCGAAUAAUUACGAAGCUAUUAUGUCCAUGUUGUUCAAGACUGACCGUCCCAGUGGGUUUGAAGAUAAUGGAUACCGUGAAGAGGCUGAACAUCAUCCAGAAAACGCAGACUAUCGCCAUGUAUGGCAGCAUGUCUCUUUUGGUCAUGGUGAUGAUCAUCAUCAGUUUUGGACCGAUAUAUCUCGAGACCACAAAGAAGUGAAGUGUGAAGGCGCAGGCAAAGACAGCAUGAGAGGAAGAGACGUGAUAUAACUGCAAGAACAUCGAAACUACGCACGUGAGAAUCAAUGUAGUGCAGACUGCCAAUUAUAUAGAAGCUCACUGUCACCAGCACUAAUCUAUUCCAGAUGUUGCUGAAGUACUGUUUCAACGAAUUGUUGCCUUCUAUUGAGGAAACGAUAUGUUGAACUAUGAGACAAACAGACGAAGAGUGCAGUAUAAUUUCCACCACAGAGACAUCAGUAUCCGUUCUUACAGCCAGCAGGAAAUAGAAAUAGAGGCCCAGAAAGAGAACUGAAACGUAAGCACUGUAGGCGAAUCGAACGCAGGGUGCUCGGUAAAAGUCAAGAAACUUUGUUUUGUACUUUGACUUGGAAGGAGUCCUGCUCUUGUCAUUGGCCUUAUUAGAAUUUAUGAGGCCAUGGUCAUGCUUUUCAGAGCGUCUUGAUUCAGAAUAGUUGUAAUCAACCAAGAAGGGCACUAGCGGUGGUAAGAUUACACCGGCAGCAAGACUAAUCAAAUACGAUAUAGGCUGAAUGGUGGAACUUAGAUGCUGAUUCCACAUAUUAUCAAUACAAGUUUGGCAGGCUUGGUGUUCAAUGAAGUUCAUGGAUUGGCUUUCCUCGGCUAAGAGGAGUUGGGAGAGAUUUCCGUAGAGAGGUCUCAUGGUACAGAGCAUCGUUAAAGUGACCUGUGAGUCUGUCACAUGACAUUCCUCCAGGAUUCCUAGUGCACUUAUUUCAUAGAACUCAGCCAUCUUAUCUAGUUCGUCGACCUCUCGUUGAGAUUGUUGUUGAGAACGCAUUCUCCUUGCAAAGCAUGCCAACAUGAGAGCUGCGGAAAUGGCAUCCUUCAUGAGGGUCCAAAUAAGGUGAGAGAGAUCGAAACGACGACAAAGGAAUGACCAAAUCAGUAAUUGAAGUAGACUUUCUUCUCCAGGAAAAGAUUCAAGUUGGUUGCUUGACGCAUUCAAUAGAACUUCAUAACUAUUAACCCUUCGAACUCUCGGCUUUGCUGGCGUCAGCUGUACUCCAGGUUGAAACCCGAGGAUGUCAGCUACAAUUUGUCCUAUUUGUGACCACCGAAACAUUUUUGGAAUCUAAAAUUUGCAGAAGCGUAUUCGAAAUGGAUUGCAACAAACCGUUAUUAGGGCGCGGACAUAAUUCCUGAAGAUUUGGGCUCUUGGAUCAUUGCUUGUAAAAUCCGCCUUAUAGAGCUUGGCAAGCAAGUUGUCAUCGACAUAUUCGUGCAAGGGAAAGCCUGAGUCCACAAGUAGACUAAUGAAAUCCGUGUUGUUCUCCAUGAGACACCUGGUGACUAACUCUUUCAUUCCCUUCUUAUCCUUCCAAUGAACACGAGAGAACAUAUUUUCUGGAAGGACGUCAGUUCUGUUUAAAGAAAGCGCGAUACGUAUCUUGA
Rodentolepis nana is the source of this 1830-nucleotide messenger RNA. The record is from the annotation of a GenBank genome assembly. NCBI's taxonomy places the organism in Eukaryota, Metazoa, Platyhelminthes, Cestoda, Cyclophyllidea, Hymenolepididae.